AUGGGCAAUCAGAACUUAGCUAUGAAGAACCACACAACGGUGACAGUGUUCAUCCUUCUUGGAUUAACAGAAGAUCUACAACUGCAAGUGGUCAUUUUUGUGCUUCUCUUUCUCACAUACAUGCUGAGCGUUACUGGGAACCUAACCAUCAUCACACUCACGCUACUGGAUUCUCAUCUCAAGACACCCAUGUAUUUCUUUUUACGGAAUUUCUCGUUCUUAGAAAUUUCAUUCACAACUGUCUGUAUCCCCAAAUUCCUUGUUAGUAUGGCCACGGGGGAUAAAACCAUUUCAUAUAAUGACUGUGCAGCACAGCUAUUUUUCACUAUUCUCUUGGGGGCAACAGAAUUUUUUCUACUGGCUGCCAUGUCCUAUGACCGCUACGUGGCCAUCUGCAAACCCCUACAUUACAUGACCAUCAUGAACAGCAGAAUUUGCAACUUGCUGGUCUUUGCUUCCUGGUUGUCUGGUUUCCUUAUAAUUUUUCCUCCUCUCAUCAUGGGGCUUCAGCUUGAUUUCUGUGCAACAAACACUGUCGAUCAUUUUUUCUGUGAUGUUUUCCCUGUACUUCAGCUCUCCUGCACAGACACGCAUGUGAUAGAAUUGAUGGCACUUCUCUCUGCCAUUUUGACACUCCUAGUCACACUGGUGUUAGUGAGCCUUUCCUACUCACACGUCAUCAGGACGAUUCUGAGAAUACCAUCUUCUCAACAGAGAAAGAAAGCCUUUUCUACAUGUUCUUCACACAUGGUUGUGGUGUCCAUUUCUUAUGGCAGCUGCAUCUUCAUGUAUGUGAAGCCAUCUGCAAAGGAAAGAGUUGCUUUAAAUAAAGGGAUAGCUCUGCUCAGCACUUCACUUGCACCCAUGUUGAAUCCCUUCAUUUAUACACUUAGAAACAAACAAGUAAAAGAUGCUUUUAAGACUAACAAAAAGAUGGAGCUUUUCUUAAUGAAGUGUCAGCUUAACUGUGUUCCAGGUUGA
Molecule: messenger RNA, 981 nt
Organism: Cricetulus griseus (Chinese hamster)
Lineage: Eukaryota; Metazoa; Chordata; Mammalia; Rodentia; Cricetidae
Source: RefSeq, a predicted model, not a curated record